This is a messenger RNA of Spirodela intermedia, 370 nucleotides long. NCBI's taxonomy places the organism in Eukaryota, Viridiplantae, Streptophyta, Magnoliopsida, Alismatales, Araceae. The record is from the annotation of a GenBank genome assembly.
AUGGAUGAAAAAUCAGCUGGUGGGCAUAGAAUUUUUCAACUACAUGAACUAGAGGAGUUGAGGAAUGAAGCUUAUGAAAAUCAUAGAAUAUAUAAAGAAAAAACUAAAACUUUUCAUGAUAAAUACAUUAGUAGAAAAAAAAUUAAUGUUGGACAAAAAGUGUGGUUAUAUGAUUCUAGGCUGAAAUUAAAAUCAAAAAUGGAAAGGACCUUAUGUGGUGGAAGAGACAUAUGAUCAUGGGGCUAUAAUGAUUAGAGAUCUUAAAAGUGAUCAUAACUUUAAGGUAAAUGGACAGUGGCUUAAACAUUACAUAGAACAUGAACGCCUUGUAGAAAAAGAAAUUUUAUUAUUAAAAGAAAUUCAAGAGUAA